Molecule: messenger RNA, 204 nt
Organism: Punctularia strigosozonata HHB-11173 SS5
Lineage: Eukaryota; Fungi; Basidiomycota; Agaricomycetes; Corticiales; Punctulariaceae
Exons: 2
Molecular function (GO): protein binding
Source: RefSeq, a predicted model, not a curated record
ACGCGCGGCCAGCCGGGAGGAGGGCAGGCGGCGGGGAGGGACGAGAUCGCGAUAGCGGGCCUCGAGCGGGCGCAUGUCGAGCAGUUCGAGGCGCUCGGGUUCGAGCGGAGUAAAGUCAUUGACGUGCUUCGUCGAUUGAACUACCGCGGGGCGAACGUCGCCAAGAUCAACGACGAUAGGGUGGUCGAGGAGUUGCUGAAGUGA